Molecule: messenger RNA, 1467 nt
Organism: Mycena indigotica
Lineage: Eukaryota; Fungi; Basidiomycota; Agaricomycetes; Agaricales; Mycenaceae
Exons: 2
Coding region: 1-1467 (488 amino acids)
Source: RefSeq, a predicted model, not a curated record
AUGUUCAAAACGCUCUUAAACAGCAUUCUCGAGUUCGUUUUUUCACCGCCAAACCCCAAACGACGCAAGAUGGAUCCCUACAUCCGAACUCUUCCUCCUUCCGAACCAAUCGACAGCCUUCUGGGUAUCAUUCAGUAUAAUCUGACAACCGAGCAAUGGUUGAAGAACCUCUGCGUUGUCGAUAUGCGGGAAAUGCAGCUCGAGAGGCUAGAUAGAUGCCAUGUUGACGAGAUUGUCCAUACUCGACAAAUUGAAGGAGGGUUCAAGCUCCACGAGCAGGCUUUGCUCAAGUUCCACCUCGAGCCGGCUAACCCUCAAGAGUCUCAAGAAAUUCCUGCGAAUGACCGCCGCGCGGUGUGUGUCGAAAGAGCACCAGGCGCUCCUCGACAAGAUGCAUCAAAGCAUCUAUUCCGUCUCAAGGCCAAGAGAUUCGCGAAGAAUACCUGCGAUUGCAUCCGAGUUGACGCCGACUAUGCCCAUCUACUCGAGCAAAACAAGACGGACCUCGACUGCGGCACAGAGGGGACCGACUCGGGCGAGGUUUUCCCACCGAACAAGUUACCCUGCAUCCAGUCUUUCCGCCCUCCUCCAGGGAGUCUCACGGCAUUCGACUGCGCGGUUUUAGCAAACGUAAUUACCACUGCUGCGAGUCCGUAUAGCAUCCACGCGCAUAUGUGCAUGUGGUAUGCGACUGUCUUCUUCCUGGCGGCAAAGCAGAUCGCUUCUGAGGCUGCCAAGGCCCCAGUUGCUUCUGUCAACGGGACGCUCUUCAAGGAAGGCGGCACUUUCAUGGGUAUUCGCAUCGUCGACCUCGCCACAGCCAACUUGGAGAUUUUUCGCGCCACUUCCAUCACCAGCAGUGUGCUGGACGCAUUUUCGGCGCUCCUUGUAAAAUUCGAAAAGAAGCGCUCAUCGGCAACCGCUGCUAAAGACUCGGACUCGGACUCAACUACAACUACGAGCCAGCCGCCACCCGCAGUCGAGGUCAUGGUCCCAAACAAUAUCGCCAACGACCGUCAGCAGUGGGCCAACGAUCAGUUAAUGCAGCCAGGAAAUACAAUUCCAUCCAUUGUCGAGAGCUUUUACCAGGAGCGAGCCGUCAGACGAGCCGAAAUAACUGCGAAGAUCGAUGCUUUAGUUGAGAAACGAAUGGCCUGGGAGUUGGAGCGCCAGCGGCAAGUGGAGGAUGCACAGGAGUUGGCUCGUCAGCAAGUGAAGGAUGCACAAGGGAUGGCUCGUCAGCAAGUGGAGGAUGCCCAGGAGGUGGCUCGUCAGCAUGUGGAAGAUGCCCAGGAGGUGGUUCGUAAAGCAGAAGACACGGCUCGUCAAGCAGAAGACGCAGCUCGUCAAGCAGAAGAGGGCAGACUUCGGGCUGAACAACAAGCUCAACUCUACGAGCAGCUGUUCAAAGACGAUCCACGUCUCAAGGCUUUCCUAGCUAACCGUGAUUUGGAUGUCUCAACCUAG